AUGGCAACAAUCACCCAGUCAGUUUCUACAGCAGUCGAGUUGCAGGAGCGCAAUCAGGUUGGAGGGAGACUUACCAAGCAUACUGGGGAUCCGACACCACCGGAGAAUUCAGAUGAGAUAUUACAGGCCUCGCUCGCAGCGGACGCCGAGGUUCCUGAUGGGGGCUACGGCUGGGUAGUCAUUUCUGCAUGCGCAGUAAUUACCUGGUGGUUCAUUGGAACCUCCUAUUGCUGGGGUGUCCUGCAGGCGGCAUUGGUUAGGGAAGGGCUAUCGUCGUCUUCUACCCUGGCUUUCAUCGGCUCGCUUGCCACAGCAUGUAUUUCCUUUUUGGGCAUAAUCAACGCCAAUAUCAUCCGGAGAUUAGGCACUAGGAUCUCGGCCGUACUCGGUAUCUUCUUGCUCGGCCUGGGACAGGUUCUCAGUGGCUUCGCCACCAAGAAUGUAGGUGGCUUGUUUGCGACUGCCGGUGUUCUCUUCGGCCUUGGAGUCAGCAUUUGUUUCAUGGUGGUCUCUGCGAUCCCUGCGCAGUAUUUUAGAGCAAAGCGCGGUAUCGCUAACGGGAUAGUUUACGCCGGAGGGGGCCUCGGGGGUACCGUCAUUAGUUUCAUCAUGAACGCCUUGCUUGGUAAGGUGGGAAUAGCGUGGACCUUCAGGAUCAUUGGUUUUAUGAUCUGGGCUACGGGCCUACCAGCAGCGUGCUUCAUUAAAGAGCGGGUCCCAAUUCGGCGCACGCAAUUUGUGGAAUGGCGACUCUUCCGUGACAUUCGAUUUUCCUUGCUGUUCGCAGCCGGCGCGAUUGCAACUUUCCCGCUUCUUGUUCCCCCUUUCUUCCUUCCGUUAUACACUGAAUCGAUGGGAAUGACCUCGGGAGCAGGCGCAGGAGUAGUAGCUGCAUUCAACUUCUCCUCUGCGGUGGGAAGGCUGAUGUGCGGCUUCUGUAGUGACCGGUUGGGGCCGCUGAACACCCUUUUCAUGUCUCUUUUGCUCAGCGCCCUCAGCAUCCUGGUCAUUUGGCCUGUUUCGACGUCCAUCGGCCCAUUAAUUGUCUUCGUCAUUAUUAAUGGAAUGGCCAAUGGUGGGUUCUUUUCGACCAUGCCGACGGUCGUUGGAAAUGUAUUUGGCUCCGCCCGAGUAGGCGUCGCAAUGGGCAUGAUCGUGACCAGCUGGGCUGGAGGUUAUUUGAUGGGCGCUCCAAUUGCUGGGUAUAUCUUAAACGCGUCUGGCGGAGAGGAUGCUGGUAUUGGAGCCUAUCGUCCGGCCAUAUUCUAUGCAGGAGGCAUGACCCUGAGUGCAUCUUUGUUAGCCAUGCUCAUUCGUCUCAAAACCGAUGCACAGCCGUUCAAGAAGCUCUGA
Messenger RNA from Aspergillus bombycis, 1353 nucleotides. RefSeq names its product putative monocarboxylate transporter. Gene Ontology annotation, molecular function: transmembrane transporter activity. Gene Ontology annotation, biological process: transmembrane transport. The transcript is spliced from 4 exons. The record is from RefSeq and is a predicted model, not a curated record. NCBI's taxonomy places the organism in Eukaryota, Fungi, Ascomycota, Eurotiomycetes, Eurotiales, Aspergillaceae. Gene Ontology annotation, cellular component: fungal-type vacuole membrane. The coding region runs from base 1 to 1353 and encodes 450 amino acids.